Messenger RNA from Scleropages formosus (Asian bonytongue), 3348 nucleotides. RefSeq names its product transducer of ERBB2, 2 (gene tob2). Gene Ontology annotation, molecular function: transcription corepressor activity. Gene Ontology annotation, cellular component: nucleus; cytoplasm. Gene Ontology annotation, biological process: regulation of gene expression. Bases 330 to 1550 code for a protein of 406 amino acids. The record is from RefSeq and is a predicted model, not a curated record. The transcript has 3 exons. NCBI's taxonomy places the organism in Eukaryota, Metazoa, Chordata, Actinopteri, Osteoglossiformes, Osteoglossidae.
UUCUUUCAUUUACGGUUGGCCGGUUGUGGACGCGGAGGUAUACGUCUGCCAUGAACAUAUACAAAAUAAAAUAGGAUAAAAUUUAAAAAAAUAAAAUAAAUAAAUAUGUAAGCACUCUCUUUAAACAAUUGUUUUCGCAACCUUUCAAAGUACCACUCAAUUUAUACUCAUGGGAGUUUAAUUCGAAGAAACCAAAUACAAGCCUGGCACCAGUGAGUCUUUGAGAGGAGUGAUGGACAUUUGACUACCCUGGCAAGUGUGGGUGAGCGGAAAGCCACAUAAGACAGUUAACAGAACCUUGGAGUCAUUUGGUCAUCUUUGUAAAAGCCAUGCACCUGGAGGUAAAGGUAGCCCUGAACUUUAUUGUAUCUUACUUGUACAACAAACUGCCCCGUCGCCGUGCUGAUCUUUUUGGGGAGGAGCUGGAGCGUCUUCUGGUGUCGCGUUUUGAAGGCCAUUGGUACCCUGAGGCGCCCCUGCGGGGCUCUGCCUUCCGCUGCUUACAUCUGGGGGCCCCCCGGGAUCCUGUUGUUGAACUUGCAGCCAAGAGGAGUGGUCUGGAUACAGAGGAGGUGCGAGCCAACGUUCCUCCUGAGUUGAGUGUUUGGAUUGACCCCUAUGAGGUCUCCUACCAGAUUGGCGAGAAGGGAGCUGUGAAGGUACUGUAUCUGGAGGAUCCACCUGGCCUGGGAGGAGAAAGAGAAAGGGCAGACAACAGUCAUGGUGGAACUAAAGGAGAGCUGGAAGCAGAUGAGGGAAAGAGCUUGGGGUUUAACCCAGAGGCACAGGUUUUUGUGCCAGUUGGGGGUCAGGUAUCUCCAGUGCUGCUCCCAUCCCUCUCCAGUUCCCCCACGCCCCUCUCUGCGGCAUCCUGCCCUGGUCUGUUUGGGUAUGCAACCCCAAGCACCACCAGCAACCCAGUAGCUAAUUCAUCCAAUACCUCAACACCUUCACCCCAAAGCUCUGGCCUCACCUUUCUGCCCUCUCAGCAGCAAGCCGUUGCUCCUCCAAACCCCCGGCCACCGCCGCAGCCUAUUACCUUCACAACUGCUAGCUUUGCAGCCACCAAAUUUGGCUCCACCAAGAUGAAGAAGUGUGGUGGCUCAGGGCCAGCAGGGGCAUCGGGAGUCGUUCCUCCGCAACAGAGGAUGCUCUCUCGCUCCCCCACUGCCCUCUCUCCCCCAGGCCUGCUCAAGCACAAGCCCCUCUCUCUCUCUCUGCACUCCUUAGGUGGCACCAUUUCCAGCCAGCUCUCUCCCAAUGCCAAAGAGUUUGUCUACCCAGGCUCCCCAGGUGCCCUAUACUUUGAUACUGAGGUACCACCCCUGCCACCUCACCCUGGGCCCUUCCAACCCCCACACUCUCACCCUGCUCAGCCCCACCCCUCCUUUGAACCCUUCUCCAGCCCCCCACCAGGCCCCACUGUUGGAAUAAUGGGUGGCAGCGGUGGGAUUUCCUACAUGGAGAAGCCCUCGUUUGUGGAAGGUCUUGGGGGGUACAACCUGCAGUACUCCAGCCAGGCAUUCCAGCCGGUGGUCUUGGCUAAUUAACAUCCCUUUCUUUAUCUGAAUACCACAAUAUUUCAGUGAUGGACAAAUACUGAAACAUCCAUAUAUAGACAUUUUUGAAUCAUCCUUCUAAUUAUUACAUCUUAGAAAUAAUACCACUGUCAUAUGUUGCAAUUAUUGCCAUCUCAAGUUUUUAUACAGUUUAUUUUCUUUAGCAUGAGGAGUAAUCAGCCUCCUGUUGCACAGGAUUUUUGCAUUGAAUGUUAAACAGUAAAAUGUUAAACUUUGCUAAUUCAUGGUUUUCUGGUUCAAGACCAGCUAACUAACCUCUGUUAAGGCAGGUCUGAAGGAGCCCAUCUUUUGCUGUGCUUUUGAUGCUGUGAUAAAGACCCGUUGAUAUGUUGGAUUACUGUGAAACAUUGAUGGACGCGCAACACUGUGCUGCCUAUAUUUAGGCCUCACUCACCAUGAAACGUUAGGUUAUGCAGGGGCUGUAAUGCACUUCACAUCAACCCCCUCCCCCACCUUCACCGGAUCCCUCCCCUAGCUGGUGCAUUUUGGGACAGAAAUUGGGGCCGGUGCCAUUACGUAUUGUCGGGCAUGAAGAAGACCGUUCCUGUGAAAAUAAGCCCCUGUGACGGGACGCGCUGCAGCGAGAGCAGCAUACUCGAUUUCAGAAGUCCACUUGGAUAUGGUGCAAAGCUAAAUAAGUUGUGUAAAAAGAUUGGGUGUUGAAAGCAGGAAGGUUUAGAGUGAAGCUGAGCAAGUUCGACGCUGAAGAACUACAAGAGGACUGGCCAGAGCAAGUGUUUUGAUUAGAGAAGGUGACUGUAUGUCACCGUGUGGAUGUAUACACACACAUGCAGGAGGCAGAGUCCCAGUCAGUAGAGUGUGAAGGUGACAGGACAGCACUAGAGGGAGAUUGGAUGUAGUUAAGCGUCAAGGAUUGUGAUAAAUGGCUUACGUUUGACUUUGAUGGUGAAGGAGAAUGCUUACUGUGGAGGAGGAGGAGGAGACGAAAGGCAGAUGUACGUUAGGGUAAUAUCAGAGUGAAGCAAAGUAGUUAAAGGUCCAUUGCUGUUUCACGAUGACAUUUUCACCGUUUUUAAUAUCUUGUGUACACUUACGACUCAGACAUAAAUGAGAUUAAUUCCCCGAUGUCUCCUUUCAUUGUAACUCUGAAUGUUUGUACCCAAUUCCUGUUCUGGUCACUUUAUAACACCAUAUCACUCCUGAGGGCCACUGUGCCUCUUGGGGGAGGGGGGCAGACCAAGGUUAGAAUGAUCUGGGUCCACCCAUUAAAUUUAUACCCUUCCAGCACUUUAUUUAAAAGUCAGAUGGUCAUUACUUAUCCUCUCUGUAAUGCUGAGCUAAAAGGGGAUACUUCCAUUCUUAUCCCUCGUCACUCCGGCAACGGCCCAGUUUAACUCUGCCUCCACCGAACGGCUGCUGAGAUACAACCGAUAAGGAGGGAAAGCAGGCGCUUGUCUGAAUACAGAUGAAGGCGAAGAAUGUGGCUGCAAAAUCUGAAACUGAGAUGCCUAUUAUGAUUGUGUGGGGUGGCUAAAUAAGAGGUUAGUCUACAAGCUGAAUGUUUUAUUUCCUGUGCCAGUAACUGUGUGUGUGUGUGUGUGUGUGUGUAUAAGCCAACAUGAGGGAUCCUAAACUUCUGCUGAAACUGGAAUAGCCACAGGACUGUCACAUUGUUUUUUUUUUUUCUUUUUUUUUCUUUUUUGAAGGAGAUGUAAGGGUUGCAGUUUUCAGAUGGGGUGGGGGUAUUUUUACAUUCAUUUGUAAUUUAUUUACAAUUUUUCUAUUUUUCCUGUGUGUUUUUCAAAGA